Trachymyrmex septentrionalis is the source of this 2481-nucleotide messenger RNA. Its product is annotated as leucine-rich repeat and guanylate kinase domain-containing protein-like. The transcript is spliced from 14 exons. Lineage: Eukaryota; Metazoa; Arthropoda; Insecta; Hymenoptera; Formicidae. The record is from RefSeq and is a predicted model, not a curated record. Gene Ontology annotation, molecular function: protein binding. The annotation marks the transcript as partial.
UAUAUAGGAAAUAAAAUUUUUAAAAUGUCGGAAAUAUUAAAAAUAGCUCAAGAAAAGAUGCAUGAAAACAUUCUAGAUGAUAAACAUAAUCCACAUGAAAGAUUGAAGAACAUUCCUAUGGAAAAAAAAAGUUCUGAAUUAAUGUCAAUUACUUCGUCUAUAAAAAUCUGCUCAUCCAAAUUUGAUGAACAAAAACAGCAAAUUAUCGAUAGUGAUUGGGGAGGAUACGCCUUGGAUUUAGAUUUAUGGGAGGACAGCAAAUCGUUUGUGGUACAGAUAAGGCCAAAUGAAGUAUCAUUGGACAACAAGGAAAGUUUCGGCUUUUUGUCUGACAGAUUGAUAGGCAUCGGCUCAUCCUUCCUAACGAGAUCACCCGAAAAUGGUCUCUAUAUUCUCAGUAAAUGUGUCCUGAAAAAUAGGGGUCUUACGGACAUUACCAUGUUGCAAUAUCAUCGACACCUGCAAUAUAUUAAUAUCGCUAAUAAUAAUGUAUCGCGUUUGUCGCCUCUGAGCGGCCUUCCAUACUUAAUGUAUUUAAACGCAUCGCACAAUAAAAUUAAACAUGUGUCAGAUUUUACACCUCCUUGGUACCUCACCUACGUAAAUUUAUCUCACAAUUAUAUAAUAGACAUAGGCGAUUUGAGCGGCUGCUGGAGCAUCGUUAGAUUAAACUUAUCUCACAAUAUUUUAGAAAGCAUUUCUGGGCUAGAAAAUUUAAAACAUUUACAGUACUUGAACUUGUCCUACAACCUCAUCGAAUGUAUUGAAAACUUGGACGGUCUGAAUAUACAAGAAUUAAAUUUAGAAGGCAAUUGUAUAACGUCAUUUAAAUCUGCCAUACCUGGCCGUGGCCUAAACACUUUGUCUAAUUUGCGAACAAUUCUCCUGGGAUACAAUAGAUUGUGCACUCUGGGCUUUUUCAAAGAUACAUACACCUUACGCUUCGUAGAUCUAAAGUUCAAUAGAAUCACUGACCUAAUGGAGAUAUUGAAUUUGAAGGGCUUAAUAUGUCAGGUCGACUUUAGAGGCAACACCUGCACAGAGUGGCCCAAUUAUCGAAACGUAUUGAUAUCUUCUAUAUCGAGCAUUAAAUUUAUUGAUGGCAUUCAGGUCUUUCCGCAAGAAAAGGUGAGAUCAGCUAUGCUGUUUGCCUCGCCAUUGGAUUUGAUAGCUGCCCUACUCACAGGACCGUCGGCGCUAAAGAAAAUGGCACUGGCUUUGCAUGUGGCUCAAACAAUUCCCGAUAAAAUAAAAUAUUGUUCUUGGCAUACUACAAAGGAAAUAUGCGAAAACGAUGAAAGUAAAGCGUACAUUCCUGUAAAUAGGGAAGAGUUUAAUGAUAUGACACGGCGCGGCGAAUUUUUAGUAAUUCUGGACCUUUUGGGUGAUAGUUACGGAUUUCAUGUAAAUCAGAUUAGUCCAUUGAUAUCUGAACACAAAAUUGGACUUACUCAAAUGAAUUUAUACGCAGUCACCGAAAUUUCUAAACGAUAUCCGAACGUGAAAGCAAUUUUGAUGUUUACACAAAGUGUCGAUCUUCACAGAGAUUGGAUACAAGAGAAAUUUGACGUUUUCACAUGGAUUAAAGACAGUGUGGAAAAUUUGUUGGCUGUUAAAAUAAACAAGCGUAAAGAAACAGAGACUGCUAAUUGCAUAUUAAACUUUAUCAAAGAAAUUUUGGAUGAGGUAAUGAGCCGUCUAGCAUUUCCAAUUUACAUUUCCACGAUACCUCGAGAAAACGAAGCUAUAACAACCGAUAUAAUAUUACAAAGUACUACAAAGACGAUGUUACCGAGACUUGUAUUGCGAAGGAAUGAAAUAGCAUCACAGAAAAAAGAGCACGUUACAUUGUUAGAACCAAAAAAUGAAAAAGAUAGAAAAUCGUUUGAUCGAUUGUCAUCAGAAGAAAAAAGACGGGUGUCGGAAGAAUUAAAAGUAUUAUUGGACGAGGAUUUGAAUAUCAUUAUCGAUGAUGAAAAGACGAAACGUGAAAAACAUAAGUUGAUGAUAUUGCAGCGUCGAACUAUAUUGAUGAUGGACAUUGACCAGUUCGAUGACGAUAAUUUUAGCGAAUCAACAUCUUCCGAAGAAAUAAUGGACAUUCAUGAAGAGAGAAUAACGCCCGAAGAAAAAGCAAAAACAUUAAAAAAUAUAUAUGUUGAACUUGUUAUAAAAAGUAGGAAAUUGUACUUGGACUACCACGAAAGCCAUCCUGGCUUCUUUACUUUAGUGCUGCUUAUGGAUGAUUAUACAAAAGCUUUUGACUCGUUAAUCAAUUUCAUUCAUGAAUCAUAUACAAAUCUGUCUUAUAGAAAAUCGGUAUUCUUAUCAAAAAUGCAGCAUUUUAACCAUACGGCUAUUCCUGUCGUGCUUGAAAGUAUCCUGGAUAAGAUCAAAGAAAAUUUAUCAGUAUCUAAACUCCAACGCAGAAAAAUAUUAGGAUUGCAGGGGAUUGAUUAUUCUUCUCAAAAUAAUGAUCAC